Neurospora crassa OR74A is the source of this 2575-nucleotide messenger RNA. RefSeq names its product RNA binding domain-containing protein. Gene Ontology annotation, molecular function: mRNA binding. The transcript has 4 exons. The record is from RefSeq and is a predicted model, not a curated record. Lineage: Eukaryota; Fungi; Ascomycota; Sordariomycetes; Sordariales; Sordariaceae. Gene Ontology annotation, cellular component: nucleus. Gene Ontology annotation, biological process: mRNA export from nucleus. The coding region runs from base 486 to 1235 and encodes 249 amino acids.
CACCGGUUUCUACUCCCUCCUCCGCCCCCCCCUCGUUCACCUCUCUCGCCCAUUCACCACUUUAUCACCCAAACAACACCACCUAUUCCCCAACACAACCUACUAUCACCGCCAAAGCCAAAGUCCAUCACCGAUACAGCCCAUCCGCUCAAGACCCAUAUUCUUUUCAUUGCUCGCAGGACUGCAUCCAACUUCGUCAGCCUGACCACGUCCAUUUCCACUUGCCAUUCGAGUCGAUCAGAUCACAGUGUCGCUGCACCUUUUCCGUUGCAGCGCGACCCUUGCUCCGCUUCGACUUCACGCGACCUUGCGCUACCAGCGAGUCGUAACCUGACCUCCCUAUCACUCUUCUGCCCAACGCGACCUUCGCCAGCUCUACUGCGCAUCUGAGCCCGUCCGCGCUUCCUAAUCUCUGAAGCCACCUUGACCACGCGUCUCGUCUUUCUCACCACUUCUAAAUCACUUUCCAGCAACCCACCGCCAUAAUGUCCGGAAAGCUCGACCAGUCUCUCGACGAGAUUCUCUCCACUCAGCGCCGCGGUAAGUCCAACGCCCGCGGCCGUGGAGGUCGCCGCUCGGCUGGCGGUAAGCCCACCAAUGCUGCCCCCGCUGGCGGUAUCCAAAAGAACACAAAGCCCGCUCGCAACGCUGCCAAGCCGGCGCCCGCAAAGAGUGCUGGUCUUACCGGCGAGAGCAAGAUUGUCGUGAGCAACCUGCCCAAGGACGUUUCCGAAGGCCAGAUCAAGGAAUACUUCCAGCAAGCUAUUGGACAGGUCAAGAGGGUGGAACUUUCGUAUGGGCCCGGAGGCACUAGCCGCGGUAUUGCUCAUAUUACCUUCCACCACGCCGAUGGUGCUACCAAGGCGUACAACACUCUCAACGGUCUCCUGAUUGACAACCGCCCGGUCAAGGUCGAGGUCGUUGUUUCCAAUGCCGAGUUGAUCCCUCAGCCCAAGAGCCUGACUCAGCGUAUCACACAGCCCAAGGCCCAGCCCAAGUCUGCCGCCACUGUCAAGCAUGCCGCCAACGCCCCCAAGGGUGCUGCUGCUGCUAAGCCUGGCAGCAAGAAGGGUCCCCGUCGCCCUCGCAGCGCCCGCCCUGCCAAGAAGACCGUCGAGGAGUUGGAUUCUGAGAUGGCUGACUACUUCGAGAGUGGCACCACGGACAACGCCACCGGAGCCGCGCCGGCCGCUGCCAACGGUGGUGAUGCUCCCAUGGAGGACGAGAUUCUUUGAACGAAGGGUAUGCAUGAGGAACAGCAACAGUCGAUGAGAGCGAAUGCCAGCUUCAGCGACAACUUUGUUUGACGGAUUUCGGAUUGUCUAUGAUUGUUUUACUAUUUUAUUUCGGGUUCGGGCAGGGUCUACAGCUUAGGUCAACAGCUUGAUGAAAUUUUCUCCAGACUCACGACGACCUUCAAUUAUCGCCUCUCCACUAUUAUUCUAUUAGCGAAUGCUGUAUGACCUGCGACUGGUUCGCCGCGACCUACCAUCUCGCUCCUGUCGUUUACGGUCCCUCUGAUGGAAGAUGGAUUGCGGCAGGACACGUCUGCCAAAGGGCCAAGGGUCACAAUUUGGUGUUGUUAUCAGCACUUUGUCACUUAUCCUUUGGUCGCCUGUUAAGCGUCUUCCCCUCCCAGUACCCCAAGGCGAUGAAUAUAAUUUCGAACAAAUAGCUCGCCUCUGCUACUAAAUUGUUGGAGCGCAACGGACAUAUAUGUCAGCGAAGCGGGAGCAAUAUCCACAGUGGUCCUUUUCACAUCGCAAGUCACGACCAAAUCUAGCAUGCGCAGGGCGUUGCCUUUCUGUACUUUACAGAGAGCUACACCUGCGGAGGGUAAAUUGUGCAUCCCAAGACCAGAAGAGAAAGCUCAAGCAGCUAGAUCAGCGUGGAUCGAGGACCCUCGAGCGCUUCCGGGCAAGAAAAAGGCGGAAGUUAAUGUCAUAAUGCCCCGAAUUCUGCCACGAACGUAAACAGUGCUUCACGUGCUGAUAAGAGGGCACCCUUUCCUGCCAUUCCUCCGCGAUUCAGCAAGCCGUAGUUCCUCCUCAUUCACACACGGCAGUAGAACUACAACCACACUUCUGCUAUUUGUCCUUCUCCUUUCCCUUAUCCUUCUUCUUCUUCUCCAUCUUCCUCAGCUUCCUCUCGCAGUUCUUGCACACCACGGCUUCGGUAACAGUCUUGCUUUCGAUGCCUGCCGCGCAGUGUCCCAAAUGCUCUCCUCUGUAUUUUGGUUUGCAAGGGCUUUCUGUCGAUCGGCCUUGCACGAGCUCGUCACACGAGGUGCAGUAGGAGUCGACAAAGUGUUUGGUACACAUCUUAGUUUGUAAUUGGUUGGUGUGCUGGAGGGUAGUGGUGGUGGUGGUGGUGGUCUCAGAGACGUAAGAGGCGGUGGAAGUAAAUGCGCAUGGGCUGUAAAUUGGUUUCCUAGAAUUGUUGCUCAAAUACUCCCUAAAUGAAGGGCGGAAGUUUUGACAAGAGCGCAAGGAUGGAUACAAAUGUUUGUAGUAAUACCUGUAAUGUUUUGCAGCAAGACUUGCGAGUAUUCAGUGGAUGCUAUUGUCUCUCUCAG